UUGACAUCCUCAUUUAACCUAAGUAAGUAAGUUUAAGUUAAGUUUAAGUUAUACAACUCUAAUACAUACAGAUAUCAUGCAGCAACUCCUCUGAACUUUGCUCCUGUUCAUUUGCACAGAGCAAUUGGGAUAGUUUUCAAAGGCUUUAUGCACAGCACUAUGAUCUGAUGGCACUUAGGCGUCAGCCCCGUCAAGCUGUAAGCUUGUGUAAAACCCAACAGAAAGAAAUGAUGCAUGACACUAGGGGAAGGUGGGAACGGGAGCUGGAGGGGAGGCAAUGACAGACAGCACUGAUCCUCAUUCUUGGGCAGUGACAUGGAGAGAGAGAGAGGACAAGGAAGGUGGAGAAAGGUAACAGGAGGGAGGCAGUGUCAAAGGGGGGAGGAACACACGAAGGGAGGGAGGUCCUCAGCUCUGGAGCUGAUGUCUUUGAGCUCCACCUCUGCUGUGGGAGGAAAAUCUCACUGAGGAUUUACUGUUGGGACCUUCAGACUGAACACUGAGCCCUCUGCAUCUUUCGUCCUUUGGGAUUCAAUUUACUGGAAUAUUCACUCAGAGACUCUGGACGUGCCUACCUGCUGGAGUCCUUCCGGCUGAAUGGAAAAUAUCUGAGAGUGUGAGUAAUAUGAGGAAGCCUUUGAAUGGGCUAGAUCCAGGAAUCAGACUGCAGGGCUUCCAUUGUGUUUAGACCGGGGAGCAACAUGCAAACAAAUCGGUGAACCGCCGCGGCCUCUCAAACCCCCGCCCUCAUCGCCACCAGCACCACCAACCCAGCUUUGGGGGGGAUUCCAGACUUUUCCACUCUGCGCCAACCACCAUGGAUUUCAUGCUACCCAUAAGAAGUCGAGACAUGAUGGCUCCCUCCAGCUCUGCUCCUCCUCUGGGCCCUCACAACCGCUGCACCAGGUAUCACUACCAGGGCUUCAAGAGAAAGCUGCGGCCUGGACGGAUUAUGGGCUUCAUCAUCAGCCUGGUGGUGGUCUCCACUGUCUGUUCAUGGAGUGCCUUGUCGCUGGCCACAACGAUGGCCACCGAGCUGGAAUCGGCCAUCGAGGGCUCAGCAGAGGCAGCAGUGCCCCAAAGAACUCUUCUGCAGUACCACAACCUCUCAGCUGUGACAAAGGACACACCGGUGGCCAUGCGAUCAUCUGAUGAAGAGUUGAAUCACGGGGACUACCCAACGGACUACUUCAGUGUGGAGGAGAGACGUCAGGGCUUUGUGGUAUUUCAUAUGUUUGGCAUGUUGUACAUGUUCAUAGCCUUAGCCAUCGUCUGCGAUGAAUUCUUUGUCCCAGCGCUCACUGUCAUCACAGAGAAGCUGGAGAUCUCUGAUGAUGUAGCAGGAGCCACCUUCAUGGCAGCAGGAGGCUCAGCCCCAGAGCUCUUCACCUCUGUCAUAGGAGUCUUCGUCUCCCACAGUAAUGUCGGUAUUGGUACCAUCGUAGGCUCAGCAGUAUUCAACAUCCUGUUUGUGAUUGGGAUGUGCGCCCUGUUCUCCAAAGAGGUGUUGAACCUCACCUGGUGGCCUCUGUUCAGAGACGUCUCGUUCUAUAUCAUUGGCUUGCUCAUGCUCAUCUACUUCUUUCUGGAUAAUCAAAUCACAGUGGGGGAAAGUAUCAGCCUGCUGAUGUGCUACACCUGCUAUGUGACAUUCAUGAAGUUCAAUGCCAAAGUAGAACUUCUCAUCAAGAGCACGCUGGGCAGCAACCAGGUGGACGAGCUGGAGACAGCACCAAAGGUAAAUGCUCCAGGAGAUGAUGAGAACAAGCUGAUGGCAAAACCCAGGCUGCAGAGAGAAGGCAGCUGUGCUUCUCUACACAACUCACUCAUGAGAAACAGCAUCUUCCAGCUCAUGAUCCAUACACUGGACCCCCUGAGUGAUGAAGGACGUUUCAAAGAGAAGGCGUCGAUCCUUCACAAAAUGGCCAAGCAGAAGUGUAAAGAAGAUGCUGCCAAUGCUGCCAAUGCUGCCAAUGCUGCCAAUGCUGCCAACGGUAUAGCUGAUAAAAACAUCCCCAACAGUUCGAAUGUUGCAGUGGAAGUCACGCCACCCAUGAACGGUGUCAUAGGAGGAGACGAGGGUGAUGAAGAGGAGGAUGAAGACCAGCCUCUGAGCUUGGCCUGGCCCGACACCACCAGGAAGAGGCUCACCUACCUCCUCAUCCUGCCCAUAGUCUUUCCACUUUGGCUCACACUACCGGACGUCAGGAGAGAGACUGCAAAAAGGUUCUUCCCCAUCACUUUCAUUGGUGCCAUUUGUUGGAUUGCUUUCUUCUCUUACCUGAUGGUGUGGUGGGCUCACCAGGUUGGAGAAACUUUCUGGAUCACAGAGGAGAUCAUGGGUCUGACCAUAUUAGCAGCUGGCACUUCAAUCCCUGACCUCAUCACCAGUGUGAUUGUAGCACGAAAAGGCCUUGGUGACAUGGCCGUGUCCAGCUCUGUGGGCUCCAACAUCUUUGAUAUCACUGUGGGUCUGCCAUUCCCCUGGCUCCUCUUCAACAUCAUCAAUGACUUCAAGCCGGUCGAGGUGAGCAGCAAUGGCUUGUUCUGCGCCAUCGUCCUCCUCUUCCUCAUGCUCCUCUUCGUCAUCAUCUCCAUUGCGGCUUGCAAGUGGAGAAUGAGCAAGAUCCUGGGCCUUCUCAUGUUCUUGCUCUACUUCGUGUUCCUCAUUGUCAGUGUCAUGCUGGAGGACAAAGUCAUCAGUUGCCCUGUCACCGUCUGAGAGAGAGCGGCUCCUACUGAUUCUCAGAAAGCUCAAAUGAAACAUGAAUGUGCUCAUGCGCAUAAUGAUUUACUAUAGGAUUGAAAAAACAUGCACACACAGACACACACUCUUAUCUGUCUCACACAUGCACACAGUAGAAGACUGCAGACACACAGACACACAGACACAUACAUCCACACACUCAGUGUCAAGCUGCACACACAAAUGAAGCAAACACACAAAUAUACACAGGUUGUUACAGGUGCAGACUGGUGCACUGGAGCCUUCCAGCAGUGGCAGACAAGCCAGUCCGUCAUUAAUGGACUUAUGCCACCCAAUAGGAGGGACUCCUCUCACUUUGUACCAUGUGGCUACGUUCAGUAGCAGCUAUUGGUUAAAACCAGCUGAAAGCAACUGAUGGUCAUGUGAAUUGAACGCCACCCAGGAUGGAAAUGUUAAUUGAAGAGCAUCAUUUAUUUUUUUUUUUCAACUUAAGGAUUGUGCUGCAGUAUAAGAAGUACCUCUACUACUCUUGCAAGCAGCCAUGUUAAGCAUAUGAACUGAAUUUGGAGGUUCAAAGAGACUUUUUUUUUUUUUUUGGAGCUCUGGAGAGAUGUAUGUCACAGGGAGGGGAAACCUGGGAAACAAAUAAGUGUGAAAGCUGCUUAAUAAACCUUUAACAAUGUCCGCUCCAACAACUGCAUGGCUUUGCAAUGACAUCAAAAGAGAAAUACUCAGUGUUAAUGAUUCGAGUGUGUUUUCAAAUACAGUGCAUUGCAUUUCAGGACAUAUUUGGCAGAAAUUGUUACUUUAAUUCCAAUUCAUGAAUAUCUAUAAUAGAGGACAUUAAAUGCUAAAUAGUUACAAUAGAGUAUGGACAGAUAGCAUGGACCAAGAUUAAACUGGCUAAGGUUUUAUCAUGCUCAGUAUUUCUGCUUAUAUCAGUGUAUCCCAAUUAUAUUUUCAUAUUAUAAGCUUGUGAGUGUGACUUUUUCUGUUCUGUCUUUUUCUGUCUGCCUUUACAUGCACCACUCUAGAGAGAGAGAGAGAUUAUAAUAUAAACUGGAUGGGUUUGGUGCAUGGAAGUGCACCUAGUGGUGAAGAGGUCAGUGUCACAUUUGCAUCCCAGCAGAUGAUGCAGUCGGGACAACAAGUGGUGGACUAAAGAUUAGCGUUUGGUUUUUUCUAAAAUUAUGUAUUACUAAAAAGGUGUGUUCAAUAUCAACAGGUAUCACCAGGCUUCUGUAAGGUUUUGACGUAAAAGAACUCAUGUACUGUCAUGUACUAGCAAUAUUUUUGUCUUGGAUUUUCCACUGCUGUAGGCAUUUUGUACUUUGCAUCAGAUCAAAAAGGCCUAAUGUGGGGCCAUCAUCGCCAUGUUCACAUACCACUUUCUUCUGUUCACUAUUUGAUAUGCAGUGGGAAAUCUUAGACUAAGAUUGGUAUGAGAAACAUCAGGUAGGCCAAUAUUUUUAUUCUAAAAUAAAACACUGUUGAACAGACUCAUUUGAAGAGUUUCAGUUUGUGACAUUUGAGUAUUUUGGCACAAACUUUGUUGUCCUCUAAUUCCUUUCUAUUAGAGUUACAGUUGUGUCUGCUAGUGAAAUAACACUGAGCAUAUUCAUCAUUAGGGUCCUGCUGUAGUAGAAAAUUAUCAAUUAGUGUACAAUAUUUCAAUUCAAAUGUUCCAGAAAAAAGUGUAUGUUUCCAUCAACUAAUCUAAUGAUAUAUAUUGAAGAGGUUGCAAAAGAUUAAACAAUUAAAGAAUACCACAAUAAAGAAGUCUCUGUGACUCAAAAAAUCUUGCAUUUUCUCUCUUUCUGAUUUGGGGGUAUUUAAGUGAUUGUUUUUCUUUACCUUUUAUAAAUGGGGUUUCCAUUUAGUUUUUUUUUUUGUUGUUUAUUUGUUUGCUUGUUUUAUUCUUCUUCUUGCUUUGUGUUUUAUCAGCAAAGUCUAUAAACUGCCUAUAAAAACAGGUGGAAGGAAACAUACUUGUGAUGUGAAGCAGAUAUAGUCGUGACCCAACAAAAAAUCAGUGCCAGCGUUGUCCAUCCUUUAUACAUCAGUUGCACCACCUGUUACAUGCUGAACUGCCUGACUGCCCUCAUACAAGCUACAACACACAACAGUCCAGAAACAUUUAUUUAACCAUGCCUGGAAUAUCACAAAAAGACUAGAUAGUCUGAUUCAGUCCUAAAAUAUUUGUUAGAAAUGUUGAGAACAGCUUCCCUGUGUAGGUAGAGGAAAAAAUACUAUGCGAUUAUAGGCUGACAUCACUGUUUUAAAGGAAGUGUUAGUAAAUACUUAUAAUAAUUUAUCAUUUUCCCUGUCGGCUGCUUUCUAUGUCAAAUACAUGAAGUGAAACCAAAUGAGGGGGAUCAUUUAUUCUGCCAGCAGCAUUUAAUAACGUGCUCCAUCAGUCUUGGAGAAAUGCUCAGUAAAGCUCCUGUCAACUCUCUGAAUAAUCUGCUGUUUCUCCCUAUAUUAGUGCAGGAGUUAGGAAUUGUUAAAAUGUUAAAUGGUUCCAGUGCAACAACAACUUAAGAGAUAAAUGAAUGUAAAAGCUGAUGUCCUGCUGGAAAUCUUUUUUAGUAUUCUGUAAGCUGGGAAAGGUUAGCACACAGAAUGGGAGCACUCUGUUUUACUCAGGUAUACCUUUGCAUUAAAUUUGUGUUUUCUUUUCAGUAUAGACAUUUUUCCUUUUCAGAUCACUGGAUCUGAUUGAGCUUCCUUCAUAAAAAAUAUCAGUUCUACACCACCUUUAAAAAUCAAACUUUUGUGUCACUAUGUUAACCUGACCACUUUUUUAUCUUUCUGUUUUCAUAAAAAAAAUUUUUUUUGUCCAAAUGAUCCUGAAAAGAAAUUGUCCAUAAAAUUGAUCCCAAAUAUUCCCAAGUAUUAAAAAUGUGUGUUUUAUAUGUGUAUAAAACAUUUGUAAACUGUAAAGCAAGACUGUACAUAAACCCCUGUAUGUAAUAUUAGUCAGCACAUAGUUUACAAACCUCAACACAAGGUAUAAUCUUUGAGUCCUGCUUAAUAUUUAGCCCGUCUAUGCAGUAUCAUUUAUUGCUUUGAUGGCUCAUUCGAAUGUGAGAAACGUGUGUAUGAAUGAAUGCAUUUAGAAAUAUCUAUAACUAUUAAUCCUCAACCAGUUUCAAUACCAUGACAAAUGGUAAAAUGCUUUUGUAUUUCCUGUGUACGUUAUGCAAGUAUGAAACCAUAUUCAUGUACUACU
Messenger RNA from Seriola aureovittata, 5939 nucleotides. It is a transcript of the gene slc24a2b, whose product is annotated as solute carrier family 24 member 2. Lineage: Eukaryota; Metazoa; Chordata; Actinopteri; Carangiformes; Carangidae. The record is from RefSeq and is a predicted model, not a curated record. The coding region runs from base 818 to 2722 and encodes 634 amino acids. Gene Ontology annotation, cellular component: membrane. Gene Ontology annotation, molecular function: calcium channel activity; calcium, potassium:sodium antiporter activity. Gene Ontology annotation, biological process: intracellular calcium ion homeostasis; long-term synaptic depression; long-term synaptic potentiation. The transcript has 10 exons.